UUUAAUGAGGAAAAACCUUGCUAGGUACCCAUGGACACUGUCCCCAAAGCAGCCUUUGGACCCUGCACGUCACCCGAGUGUCCCCCAGGGGCCUUGUGGAAAGGAGAUUAAAAGGAGGGCUCUCGCCUAGUGGAGUUACAGGAGGUUUAUCCUGAGGAGAGCUCUAAUUUUCGAGGUUUGUGGAGCGGGCACGUACAGGACUGUGAGCAACUCAGGCUGGCGCCCAUGAGGCUCUACACGCUCUCCAAGCGCCACUUUGUCCUUGUAUUCGUGGUCUUCUUCAUCUGUUUUGGCCUGACUGUCUUCGUUGGGAUCAGAGGACCCAAAGUGAUCCAGACUUCUGCAGCAAAUUUUUCACUUAAUAAUAGCAAAAAGCUAAAGCCAAUCCAAAUACGUUCAAAUCCGCUGUCUACGUAUAAUCAGCAACUAUGGCUGACAUGUGUUGUCGAAUUGGAGCAAUCAGAAGAAACUUCCAUUCAGACAAGCUUUCCCAUGACUGUUAAAGUCAAUGGCGUGGCUCAAGAUGGAACUAUGAUGUACAUUCAUAACAAGAUUCACAAUCGGACAAGGACCCUCACAUGUGCGGGGAAAUGUGCAGAAAUCAUUGUGGCUCACCUUGGCUACUUGAACUAUACUCAGUACACAGUAACUGUGGGAUUUGAGCACCUGACUCUCCCUGUCAAGGAGAUGAACUUCACGUGGAAGACAUACGACCCUGCAUUUUCCCAGUUGGAAAUUUGGUUCCGCUUUGUCUUUGUGGUGCUCACCUUCAUUGUCACUUGCCUGUUUGCACAUUCCCUGCGCAAGUUCUCCAUGAGAGACUGGGGCAUUGAGCAGAAGUGGAUGUCUGUCCUCCUGCCACUGCUGCUACUGUACAAUGACCCGUUCUUCCCUCUCUCCUUCCUGGUGAACAGCUGGUUCCCAGGGAUGCUGGACGAUCUCUUCCAGUCUGUGUUCCUGUGUGCUUUGCUGCUCUUCUGGCUGUGUGUGUACCAUGGGAUACGGGUCCAGGGAGAAAGAAAGUGUUUAACUUUCUAUUUGCCUAAAUUCUUCAUUGUUGGACUAUUGUGGUUGGCUUCUGUUACGCUAGGAAUAUGGCAAACAGUUAAUGAAUUGCAUGAUCCAAUGUACCAGUAUCGAGUGGACACCGGAAAUUUUCAGGGAAUGAAGAUUUUCUUCAUGGUGGUAGCAGCUGUGUACAUCCUGUACCUCUUGUUCUUGAUAGUACGGGCAUGCUCAGAGCUCCGCAACAUGCCCUAUGUGGAUCUCAGGUUAAAAUUUUUGACUGCGUUGACCUUUGUAGUGCUUGUUAUUAGCAUCGUCAUCCUUUAUUUGAGAUUUGGAGCACAAGUAUUGCAGGACAACUUUGUAGCAGAACUGUCAACUCAUUACCAGAAUUCAGUGGAAUUCUUAUCCUUCUAUGGCUUGUUGAACUUCUAUCUGUACACUUUGGCCUUUGUGUAUUCUCCAUCGAAGAAUGCUUUAUAUGAGUCCCAGUUGAAAGACAAUCCUGCAUUUUCCAUGCUCAAUGACUCUGAUGACGAUGUGAUUUAUGGGAGUGACUAUGAAGAAAUGCCACUGCAGAAUGGCCAAGCUAUUCGGGCCAAAUACAAGGAGGAGUCGGACAGCGACUAAGCCCCGGGCCCUGGGCAGGACUCAGGCCAGGUGCCUGCCUUCCCUCUGGGACUGUGUCCUGGCCUUCCUCUCUACCUGCUGAUGUUCAGACUUUUCUUAUAGGCACAAGUUUCCUGCUCCUUAUUUGUUUACAUAUUUUACAAAGAAAAACCAAACCAGAAGGCAAACUGAACAGUUGGGCCAUAUGUUGUCAUAGUGGCUCUGUCUGGGAAGAGAAGUUGAUAAAAAGUUAAAAAGCCAAAUCCUUUUAUUUGAUUUCAGAUGAGAGGGUAUGCUUUCAGUGGCACAGAAAAAAUUUUUCGUAGAAUCUGAGUUUUAUAUUAUUUCUUUUAAAAAAACAAUUCACUAAUUUCAGGCCCAUGAACUGUGAUGUCCACCAUGGCAGCAUUACCCUUCUUUCUUUCUGCCUUUCCUCUCUUCCCCACUAUACUGUUUAGUUUUGUAUUUUGUUUUUAACACUCCACAUUCAAAGAGAAGCCUGCUUUUCUGUUGCUGCCUCUAGUGGGCAGUCCUUGCCAUCAGGUGGUCAGUACACACGCAGUGAUGACAUUGACUGCAUUUGGUGAGCCAUGUAAGGGUGUCAAGGAGAAUGGCAGUUGGCCAGGCUCCAGCCCUUCCCUAUCCAGGAAGCUGAAGUGAUAGUGCCAUGGUGAUCCAAGGAGGGUUAGCUAAGCUGAAUGGGGCAGGCUGAGAUAACGCACAAGUUACCAGGUCUGUGGACAAGGUCUUGUGCCAUGGUGCUUCCCAAGGCUCUGUGCAAGUUUGUGCAUGUACAUGAAUAGAAGCACAUUUCCUGUGGCUGAAGGGGGCAGUAGUGUGUGGACACAGGUAGAUUCCUGUUCCAGUGAAUAGUAGUUUCUGCAACUCUGUUGGACACAAAACCCCAUAGAACUUUAUUUUUUUUAAAAUAAAAGCUACAUGAAUUAUUAUUACCGAUUCUUCAUUGCCAGAAAUGUUUUUCAGUUUUCAUAUUUGGAAACUAGAUGAAAAGAAGGUAAAACAUUGUAAGUGUCUAUGUAUAGAGGUAACGUCUUUGGAAGUCAUUUCCUAUCCUUGGUGAGUCCCACAGGGAUCAGGUGAGUAGAUGGGUCAUUUUGCAACAGAAAGAUCUUUCUGGCACUGGUGAAGCACGGGCAUCAGAGAAGGGCCCGAGAGUGCAGCUCCUUGUCAGACUCCAGAUAGUUUCCUCCAUUCCUCCCUGGCCAUGCACAACAGUGUCUCUGUUAAUGCAGGGUAACUAGCUUUCCUGCCUGCUGCCUUUUUGGUGAAAGAGGCCUACAGGGACUUACUACAUUCACUCCAUCUGUGCUCCAACUCAUUUCUGAGCUGCAUUGCAGGUGGUGCCCAGACCCUAGAGAUGCUUGUGAGAGACCAUUCGUGAUGACUUCCUGUCUUUUUAAUGAUGAUAUACUUUAAUAUUGAUUCCAUUUACAUUUGUUUUAAAAACCUUGUAAAUAUGAAUGUUUGAAAGAAAACUUUAUAACUGCAAGGGUAAUUCAAGUUUACAUGAUUUUUACAUUUGCAAUGCUGUGAUGACUUUUUGAUUCUGUGUACUCAAGCGGUAUUCAAAAAAUUUUCUGUUACCAAGUUUUUACAACUUCUAAGACUACUUGUAAAUAAUUUUAUGUAUACUGAGGAAGACUGACUUGUGCUGAUUAACAUUCUAUUAUGUGGCAUAAUUGACAUGUUUUAAUCAUUAUAAAAGAAUCAUCAAUGAUUUGAAAUGCUGUUGUUUUAUCAGUAAAUGUAAAGGUAUGUGAGGCAUUUAUCCAGACCUCAGAACUUUUAAAAACUUUGUUUUAUAGUGUAAUUAUAAACUCAAGACCAAGUGUCCUCAUACUUUGAUUUUUAGUAACAUCAGUGAUAUAAAAAAUGGGUGUAUUUUUGUUGGAACAAGAAAAAAUUUACAAAGAAAGCACAUAAAGGGAUAAUUAUUAAACCAUUCAUUUCUAAUUUUUAAUCUACAAUGCAUCAUGUAUAUUACAUACUCUAUGUAAAAAGUUGCUUACAGAGCAUUUAGCAUGUAGAAUAUAUCCCAUAGGCAUAGGUUAAAACACUAAAGUCUGCCAGAAACUGAUAGUAAUAAGAAAAUUGUAGUGUUUUAAGGUAUUGUAGUUUGCAACCUUAAAUUGUAAGUUCAAAGGGCUGACUCUAGUUCUUUCAUGGUAAUAGCUUGAAUAACUAACAUCAUCUUUGGGAUUCUUUUAUAUUGGCCCAGUUUAGGGGAACCUAGAUGACAAACAGAGCAAUUUUAUAGUUUCCCUAGGGAGAGCUUCAUUAUCCACAUGGAUAAUAGAUCUGCUUGAUUUAUUAUUAAAUCAUUACAGUGUGAGGUGGUGGCAUUUUCUCUCAAGCCCCAUUUGAAAGGGUACAGAAGGCAAUAUAUACAAUAUAUUUAAGUCUUGGAAGGCGAUCACUGUACAUAACUGCAAUAAGUAAACCCACCCCACUGGAUAGGUUACAAGACAAAUGUCACCAGCCUUAGUAUUUUAUGAACUAUAUAUAUUGAAGGCACAGUUAUGAUAGUUUAUAAUAUGGCCAGUAGCAUUUCCUGAAUUAUUUUAAGGAGAAACUGGGCAUCCAUGAAGGGGAUAAUUAAAAGGAACUUCUCUAUGAACAUUUAAGACACUAAAGUGUAUUUGUGGACUUUGAAGGUUUUAGAAACCUGUUGCCUU
Molecule: messenger RNA, 4310 nt
Organism: Fukomys damarensis (Damara mole-rat)
Lineage: Eukaryota; Metazoa; Chordata; Mammalia; Rodentia; Bathyergidae
Gene: Tmem181
Product: transmembrane protein 181
Exons: 17
Coding region: 226-1635 (469 amino acids)
Molecular function (GO): toxic substance binding
Source: RefSeq, a predicted model, not a curated record